UCCUCACAUUCUUCGGAUUUUCAGGUUAUACAGAGUCUACUAUAAACUAGGGUUGAAAAUCAAGUUCAUGAAGUUUAGUUUGGCAAAAUUUAAAACAGUAUGGGUUCACAAUGCAAAAGUUUUUCUGUCAAGAUUCUUCAUCUGCUGUGUGCAGAUUUUGAUUUUCAAGAAAACCCAGAAAUGAUUUUGGGUUGUUCAAAUUCAUUGAAACCUUUUCUUCUGUGUUUUAACUUUUUGAGAUUCCUGGGGAAUCUUUUGGGAUUUGGAAUUUGAUUUUCUGUGACAGAUUGGAAUUUGUUUGGUUCUAGGCUUUGAAGAAAUCGUGGGAUGUUUCUGUCCAUUUCAUUAAAGAUAAAAGGACCUAUGCUUAGCUUUUUCCAUGCCUUGUUCACUUUUUCGUUUCCUAGCUUAGCUGGAAUUCACAGUUUGAAAAAGUGCAAAAAAUUAUAUUCAAUUUUUGUUUUGAAGUAUGAGUGUCUGUGUCUCAAAGUACUUGCCCAUUUUCUCAAACCAAAGUUUGAAUCAUUAAAAUAGCAUAUAGAAACCAUCCGGCCCUUGCCUUUUAGAAGUGCAUUAUAGGGUUAUCCUUUUGGGCAUUUGUGUUCUCUGAAUUCCAAUAGGCUUGUCAUGCAUGAAUAAUGAUACAUAAAAUUUCUUUGUUUGAUCUUCUCACAGACCCUUCUUCAUUCCAUUCACUGGUACGUUCACUCAUCCGACAAAACUGUCUUAUCUUUUUUUUUUGUUAAGGAUGCUUAGCUCUCUUGCCACAUGUAAUUUCUGUUUUGAUGCUUACAUCUUAUUCUAAGGGCGGUUUAGCGCAAACAAUAAGGCUUGUCGUUAGCGUGUCUAGUGCUAUAGGUUCUAGCGUGGGUUAAAGUCAUGAAAAGAGUUUGGCGUGGGUUCAAGUCACAAAAACCUCCCUUAAAAAUGGAGGUAAGAGUACGUACUUCUUUGCCUCUCUAGAUCCCGUUUUAGCAAGAGUCUUGUGUAUUGAGUUGGCCUUUUUACGAAUAUAUGUUUGUCAUCCACAAUGUAUACUUCUUGUCACUGAUUAUGGGUUAAUUUUUUUAUUUUUCUUAAUUUAAUUGCCACUAGUUGUGUGAACUUUAUUGAAUUCUGGGUUUCUUAUUUGCACACUAUUUCAGAGGCUGUGUAGGUGCAUUUCAGAAUUGAAUCCAAUCCCGGCUCUUCCAGAGAAACUGAAAGUGUUUGUAGCUAUAUGGUUGUUAAGGGCUUCAAAAGAGUAAUGCUUGUUGACAAUGCUAUUGUUCUGGUGGCGACAUCUUCCCCUGCUUAUACUGAUUCAAUUUUUGGAACCCUUUAGGCUGACCCACAAACUACAAGCCGAAGCUUUACUUGCUUUCAAGAGCACAGUUGGCAAUUCUCUGCACUUGGCUGGUAGAAUCAGGAGAUAUCCCUGUGUGGGACAACGGGAAUGCAUUUAUCAUCACAAACGGAAAGACCUGGGCGUUGUUUCUUGGUUUCCCAGAUUCUAUCCACUUUCUCCACAUAUCAGAAAAAUUAAUUUAUCUCCUUCUGAACCAUCUUUGUCUCUCCUACAUUCUUCGUCUCAAUUAGAAGUAAAGUUCUAUAGAUCGAGGAAAACAAUAAUAGCAGAGACAGUUGGAGGGGAUAGUGGUGUUCCAACGCUCACACCUUUGCAAGCAGGAAAUGUUGAGAAACCAAGUAAACAGAAGGUAGCUGCAAUUGUAGGUGGAGUUGGUGCAGCUUUGCUUGUGGUCAUCACUGGAGUGAUUGUCUACUUCUGUUUGAUGCGUCUCAAAAGCCUUAUAAGGGGAGCAUCUGAUACAGCAUCUUCCGUGCCAUCGCCUCCUGUUGCAUGGGAAAUGGAAAAUAUUCCCCCCAGUGCUGGUGCUGUCUCUCCCUAUGAUACAUGUAAUCUAAGGCAGUUAUCAAUUCUGGAGCUUGAGCAUGCUACGGGCAACUUCAACCAAAUUAAUAUUAUAGGUGAAGGUUCAUUUGGUUUAGUUUACAAAGGAUUACUAGAUGAUGGAUCAGUUGUGGCUAUCAAGAGACACCUGCACUACCCUGUUCAAUAUUUUUUGAAUGAGGUGAAGCGCAUAGCUCGUGUUCACCAUAAGCAUCUGGUCAAGCUUAUUGGUUAUUGUGAAGAAGACCAUCAACAGUUUCUUGUCUAUGAUUAUCUUCCCAAUGGAAAUGUUGGGAAUCAUUUAUAUGAUAGUGAAGGUUUACCUAUUGGAAAGCUUGAGAUGCGGCAAAGGCUAUUAAUUGCUUUGGGUGCAGCAAAAGGACUCGAGUAUCUUCACUCUUUGACACCUUCUAUCCUACACAUGCAUUUCAGAACAAGAAAUGUCCUCGUGGAUGAAAAUUUUACUGUGAAAGUUUCUGAUUUUGGACUCUCAAAAUUGCUUGAGGGUUAUCAUGCUGAAUCAUCUUCAGCAUUUGACUUCUUUCAUGACCCAGAGUUAAGAUUGUCAAAGGAUUUUUCAGACAGAAGCGAUGUGUACAGUUUUGGGGUCUUCUUGCUUGAAUUGAUCAGUGGACGUUACGCACUUGGUAGAAAUCAAUCAAACAUGCAAGAAAACCUGGUAUUGCAGGCUAAGGGUAUUCAUGAUCUCAACGAUUUUGUGGACAAGACAGUAAGAGACCACACAAUGCACGCAGUGAAACAAACGAUGGACCUAGCGUUGCUUUGCAUAGAUAUGAGUAUAAGAAGACCUGCAAUGAAGAGUGUCGUUGAAGAGCUAGAGCGGAUUCAAGUGAGCGAUUUUGGUAAUUUGCAUUCUGGUAUGGGCGAAGAUAUUGGCAUUGUUACUCUAGGUAGUGAGCUCUUCAAAUAAUCCCCUGGUACAGGACUCAAUCUCCCCUCUCACAAAUCCUUGUAUCAUUUUUUUUUCCUUAUUGAAUUCAUUAUUUGUAAUUACAGAAAUUGCAAAAGUGAUCCCAUUGUGAAAUAAUUUUCUAUCGGCAAAUAAAUUAAUGAAGCAUUUGCGGUUUUAAAGCUUA
Camellia sinensis is the source of this 2988-nucleotide messenger RNA. Lineage: Eukaryota; Viridiplantae; Streptophyta; Magnoliopsida; Ericales; Theaceae. The record is from RefSeq and is a predicted model, not a curated record.